Oryzias melastigma (Indian medaka) is the source of this 2487-nucleotide messenger RNA. RefSeq names its product ETS-related transcription factor Elf-2. Gene Ontology annotation, cellular component: nucleus. NCBI's taxonomy places the organism in Eukaryota, Metazoa, Chordata, Actinopteri, Beloniformes, Adrianichthyidae. Gene Ontology annotation, molecular function: sequence-specific DNA binding; DNA-binding transcription factor activity, RNA polymerase II-specific. The record is from RefSeq and is a predicted model, not a curated record. Gene Ontology annotation, biological process: regulation of transcription by RNA polymerase II; cell differentiation.
CGCCUUGAGCGUUGACCGCCGCGUCGUUCGCAGCGAAGAAGCGACACCGGAAAGCUAACGAGUAGCUGUAAACGAGCUGUCCCCGAGUGUCUACUGUUGUGCUUGUGACGUCCCCUCCUGGUAAAUCCCAGCGAAGGAGCUCGGUAAGUGACCGCGGAGUGACUUACCGAACUUGGAGGAUCGGUAGACCAGCCAGGCGCCGAACAAAAACCAAGCGUUGUCUGCAACGUUACGCGGCUAAAACUAGCGCCCCUUGGGCCUAUCCAGCGCUGGCUCUGGAGCAGAACUUCUGCGGGAAAAGGGGAGACAAGGAAUGAGUGAUGACCUCGGUGGUGGUGUCAGAUGGAGGGGGGAGCAUCGUGGAGUAUGUCACUGUGGUGGUGGACGGCCAGCAGCAGCCCGCUGAGGAUGACAAGCGGGAGGAGGUCGAACAGCAGGAGGUGGAGACGGUGAUCGUGGAGGAGGAAGAUGAGGCCGACGGGGUGGUGGUGCAGGAGGACAACUGCCCGGCGGUCAUUGUGGAGGAGGUGCCCAGCGCUCAGGUGGAGGAGUGCUAUUCCGCACAGGUGCUGGUGUGUGACGAUGGGACAUACCUGAUGCAGGAUGUAGCCGAGGAGCAGGAGGUGGUCACAGAGGUGGCUGAGACAGUGGAAAUGUCAGGACACGACUUGGUGUGCUUUGACAAAACAUUUGAGGCGGCUGAAGCUCUUCUGCACAUGGAAUCUCCAGGAGGACUUCACAAUGAACGCAGCACAGCAGACGACGUGAUGAUGGAGACUGUGGUGGAGGUGUCCACAGAGGUGGGGGCCAUCGAGGAGGAGUCCUUCCCCAUUCCUCCCGACUGUGAACCAGCGUCCAAGAAGAAGAGAGGAGGGGGACGUAAACCAAAGACGCAUCAGCCGGCGUCCAACGGCUCCUUUGACCUGGGGAUCAAGAAAAGGCCGAGGGAGGGAAAAGGAAACACCACGUACCUGUGGAGGUUCCUGCUGGAGCUGCUGCAGGACAAGAACACCUGCCCUCGCUACAUCAAGUGGAUGCAGAGGGACAAGGGCAUCUUCAAGCUGGUGGACUCUAAGGCCGUGUCCAGACUGUGGGGGAAGCACAAAAACAAGCCGGAUAUGAACUACGAGACCAUGGGUCGAGCCCUGAGGUAUUACUACCAGCGCGGUAUCCUGGCUAAGGUGGAAGGUCAGCGGCUGGCCUACCAGUUCAAGGAGAUGCCCAAGAACCUCAUAGUGAUCGAGGACGAGGAGGAAGGUGAGGAGGCGGAGGAUGGUGUGGUGUCGGGCCAGCACCCGGCUCACCAGCAGGGCCCUGCCAGCCUGAGCGUCAGUUCCCCCUCAACCAGUCAGCCCCAGCAGACCUUCGUCACCGUCAUCCCCAGCAAUGCCGCCAGCAGGCCCAUCAGAGCCAUGCCGGUGAUGAUGACCAACUCUUUGGGUCAGGUGACGUUAAACUCCUCCUCCGUCCUCACCACUGCCACAGGCGUCCCAGUGACGUUGGCUAACACCUCCGCCAGCGCCGCCCCCAAGCUGGUCAUCCAGGCGCUGCCCACCAUGCUGCCCACCGGAUCCAAAACAGGCGAGAAGAUAACCAUCAUCACCAUCCCGGCCAACCAGCUGACCACGCUCAUGCAGUCCGGCGCCCCUGGUCAGGUCACGCAGCUCAUCCAGGCCAAGCCAGUGACCACACACCUGGCACGGGCCGGCCUCAAACAGGCCACCGCCCCGAGCGUCCAGCUGGCGGCGGGCCGGUCAGCCCCGCAGCUCAUAUUGGCCAAACCGCCAGCCGUUGCCCAGGCACUGCCACAACUCUCAGUGCCACCAGCAGCAUCAGUGGCAGCUUCUUUGUCCUGAGAGGGGUGGGGCCUCUGAGGAGUGGGGCCCCCGAGGGGUGGGGCCUCUGCGUGGUGGGACACAGCGACAGACCGUGGACACUUUUAAAAGGUGCAGUCACGCCUCCCACCUGUGGGCAGGACUCCUUUCCGAUUGGUUCGGAUGGAGUCUGGUCUCCACGGAGAUGCUCCCCCACCGAAAGGGACGUGCACGCCUGCGCACACAGACGGGUCAGAGCAGCCUCAGACUGUAAAGUUUUUUUUUUUUUUAAUCACAGCCGAUGUAAACAGACUUUGGUGUAAAAAAAAAAAAAAAAAACAGUUUUUGAUACUUACCCCCCCACCAGAGAUGGCUCUGAGAAACCAGAACACUAUGCAAAGCCCCGCCCCCUGCUUCAACAAGCCAGCAGAGUCUGGGAAGGUUGCUUCUGACAGAUGUGUGCAAAUCCGCCCCCUGCUGGUCAAGAGAGACACUGCAGGCGUCCUCAGCACCGUCCUCUCCAAGUACUUCUGUUUUUUACUGAUCCUUAAAGGGAGUGAAGGAUGUCCAUCCGCGUCAGAACUGUUUGAAGUAUAAUAUACUAUUUUCUUGUACUAUCAUUGUAAUGAAGUAGAUUUUACUUAAAUGUGUAUUAUAAAAAAGAAAUGUGGAA